UUUUUUCCCUCACGCUCUUUUUGAUAGUACCUAUGCCUGCCAACAGGGCACCUUCGAUCGAUGGCACAUCGAUGGGCUGCUGUCAAAAAUCUUAAAAUAUUUUUAAAAUAAAAGCAAAUAAUUAACAAAUUUACUUAUCGCAAGUUUAAUAUUUUGUAAUUAUCUUUCAGUUUCAAUCACCGCAAUAGAAUCGCUUGUUCAUAGCAGCACCACCGAGUUAGUAAGAGUGAAAGUGUGUUGGUUUUCCAUGAUAGUGACGAGGCUACUUGUAGCCGUCUUAGCAUAUGUGAGGUUGGCUGGUGAAUGUUACGUAAGCGGUGGUAGUGCAGCAUGUCGUGGAUGAAGCGGGCUCCGGGCGGGCCACCGCCGCCCGCCGAGCAGCAGUUCGCCGCGCCCCAGCAAUAUGGCAACCAACAAAAUGCAUACCCGAACUAUCAGAGUGGUGUGAGUGGCAGUAACCCUCCUCAGCAAUACUGGCAAGCCCCUCCACAACCACAACCCACAUACAAUCAGCAAUAUGGACAAGUGUAUCAGCAGCCAGCGGACUAUGGAGGCAAUGCAAACCAGUUCUACCAACAACCACAGCAACAACAACAAUAUUCCCAGAACUUCCCCAACCAAACCUACAGCAACCCUCAGCAGGGCUACCAACAAAAUUACUAUCAGAACCAAGGAGUUCCACAACAACAACAAAAUUAUGUUCCUAACAAAAACAAUGACGGCUGGGAAGACAACUGGAACUGGGGAUGGGAAGACCAGUCUAAAGCUCAGAAAGGGUCAGGGGCCUCUCAAUCAGCGCAACAGGCUCCGCCACCUGUGUAUAACAAUGCUAAUGUUAUAGAAGAGAGCUUUACUUCCACCGACAGCUGGAACUGGGCCAUGGAAGAAAAGAAAGAGGUUAAAGACCAUCACCCUGCUGGCGGCCAGGGAGCACUGCCACCCCAAACAGGGCAAAGUAUUGCACCCGCUCCAGAUCAUAAUACAAGACAAGAAUCAUCUCAGCAUGAACCACCACCACCAUCCGUUACAGAAGAAGUGCGAACGCUUAACGACACAGAAGUUGUCAAAGAACAAUUACCUAAUCUUGCACUUGGGAAACGUUUCCACAUAGAUAAUUUAACUCCUCAGUGGUCUAUAGAGUCACAAAUGUCACAAGAUUCUAGUGACGGCCCUCAGACACAAUCUGAAGGUACUUUUAGAAGUGAAAUGCAGUCUCGGAACUCUGACAAGUCAAAUUGUUCUCACCACAGUCUUGAUGAGCCAUACUCCCAGAAUGCCGAUUGGUCUCAACAAUCUUUAGAUGAACCUACACUAGCAGAUAAUGUUCCUAAAACGAAUCAGACUGAAAGUCAUAACGAGCUAACCAACUCCUUUCAAGAUAUGAGUAUAACUAAUAGUCAGAAUCCAGCCCCUGAUUCUUCUGUAGCCAAAGAGCCACUUCCUGUUAGCUGUCAAGAAAAUUUAAUGCCCUUAUUACCACCCCCUCCUUCUCUAACACCUAAUUUCUCAAUGCCUCAUCCUAACAACCAGCCCCUACAUCCUCCACCCACCUCUUCACAAUCCUCUUCAUCUUUACCCCCUCCGAUAUCUGGUUCUUUGCCUCCACCAGCCAGUUUCCCUCCACCACUCCAGUCUUCAAAUCCAUUCAAACACGCUGGGCCAUUUUCACAUAAAAGUAAUGCAGCGAAAGUGCCAUCAGGAACAAACCUAACACCGAGCCAGCCAUUCCCGCCUCCAACAUCCAGCUCUACUUUGACGUCACCCGCGGCAGUCAACAAAGCAUCGCAUCAAAGCAGGGGCCCUGUGGGGUAUGGGGCUAAUUUAGAAACAACUCCUGACAACUCUGAGAGACCUGAUCAUCCUCAAGUGAUGCCUUUCAAACCCAUGCAAGUUGCUCAGCCAGUCCCAGAGAAUUUGGAAGUGGCUCCAAGGAGCGAUAGAAAUGAAUAUUUACAAACGGCACAUCUGUCCAGUGGGGAUUAUGGAGAAAAUACAGAUUUCAGUAGAAACCCCCCUCCAGGCUUGAGGAGGAUGGUAGUCGGGCAGCAGGAAUCUGAAUACAAUCAGACUUUAAAUUUAUCAGGGGAUGAGCCACCUCCGGGGCUGGCUAGAAUGGUGCCAGGGCAACAAAAUGAAGCUGAGAAUAGCUACAACCAGGCCAGUGACAAUUAUUUAGAUAGACACAUAGACGGGCAGCCGACAGAGAGCGGCGCGCGGCCGUACAGACAAGCGGACGGCCAGCAGACGCCCGACAACUACACGCAACCGUCGCGGGCCGCGGAGAGGCGGCCUGUAGGGCUGGCCAGGAUGGUGCCCGGGGAGCCUAGCAAUGAUGAAUAUUCUCAAUACCAGGCCCCGAGCUAUGCGAGCAACGAGCAGCGCGUCGUGACGGGAGUCGACCGCGACUACCCCGUGCAGGCCGACGCGGGCCCCUCUGAUGUCAGGGAACAGAACGUUGAUGGUUCUGAUUACACGGUGCAGACUACGAGGAACAACGACUUAACUCCCGAUUUUACCGGAGCGCCGGAAGAGCAGCAACGGGAGGUCACCAUGGAGGGGGAGAAUCUGCAAGACUUGAGCAUCGUGUCGUCCACGGAGGUGUCUUUCUCGCGGGAGCACACUCUGGACGGCGCCGACGUGACCGCGACGGACCUCGCGACCGACAGGAAGACGGACGCGUCGGACUCGCUCGACCACCCGGCUACCAGUUCGAGGAGGCAGUCGCUCAAUCACGUUAACACUUCGGGGGAUGAUUCGGAGAGAGAUAGGUUAUUUAAGAAUUCUCCGAGGAGAGAUAAGCACAGGAGUGCUCGAGAUCGUGACCGUGAGAAGGAAGGGCGGUACUCCCGCGGGGACAGGAAGGCGGAGCGCGGCGAGCGCUGGGAGCGCGACGAGAGCCCCGGCGCCCGGCGGCAGCGCCGCGGCGCCCGCCCGCGCCGGUACGACACCGAGGAUACCGACUAUUACAGCGACCGGGAAAGAGAGCGAAGGCGUUACCGGGAGGGUUCGUACGCGUCGAAGCCGCCGCGACCAGAGGAUAAGGACCGGCGCUACGAAGAUCGCGACCGCAGCCGCAGAUACAACACGAUCGAGCGGGACCGCCACCACGUGGACGAGCGGGACGGCACAAGCCGCCGCCGCGAGCGCGAGCGGGACAGGCAUAGCGAACGCCGCUACAGAGACAUAGAUCCAGCGAGGAAGUACGGCAACCUGCGACGCGAGAGGGACGAGGAGGAGAGAAGGCGCGAAGAGUUGGGAUCUCCGUCACGUGCGGAGUCCCGCGAGCCGCGCGCAGACGAAGAGCGCCGCUACCGCGAGCGAGACAGGCGCUCCAGGCAUGCGAGGCCUUACUACGAUGACGUUUACGGCGCCGGCUACUCGGACCCUUACCAGUUGCAGCGCGCGCAGUACGAGUACUACGAGCACCUGCGACACACCGACCCGGCCGCCUACAUGCAGGUCUACAAGCAGAUCCUGGCCGGACAUCCGCCGCCGCCCGACCGAGCCGCUAGAGGAUUCGUCUCCCUCCGCGACUUCCAGCCCGAGGAGCGCGGCUCCGUGCACUCGGGCCGCUCCAGCGCCAAUGAUCUCAAAGGAAAUGACACGCUGUACGGGUACCGUGCGGCAGGCGGCGCGGGGUCGCUGCGGGGCGCGGGGAACGUGUCCCUCAGGACCGACCUCUCCGACAGGGAUCUUAACACGGACGCGUCGCUGAACCUCCAGCUUGAAGAGUCCACGGUGCGCUCCGAGCGCAUGACGCCGUUCAAGUAUUCAACUGCGCAUAUUAAGGGCAGCGUGUCCAGCCGCGACGUGGUGGUGGUGAGGCCGUCGUACCCGGUGGACGGCGCGCCCGCCACCGUGCACGUGCUGGCGCUCGGCGCGGCGCUCCGGGCCGCCCGCGACCCCCACCAGGAGCAGCUGGCCGCGUACCCAGGACCUCUCGUCAAGGGCGUGACCCACAAGAAGAGUGUGAUCGAAUACUGCACGGCCCGAGCGCGAUCGGCUCACAAAGAUGGCCGCCGCGACCCCGUCGGGUACGCCCUGGUGUGGGAGCUGCUGGCCUUGCUGCUCACGCAGAAUGGGGUGGUAGAGGGCGCUGACAUCGCGGAGUUGCUGAUGAAGAACAAGAAGGAGUAUGAGUAUCAGCCGGUGCGGAACUCCGACACGCACCACGGCAGCCGCAGGGAGUCGUCGCUGUCGGGCUCGGCGCGCGAGGACGAGCGAGCGGAGCCCGAGCGAGCGGACGCCACGCUAGAUGUCUCGCCGGAACUCACACCACUGGAUCAGGGGAGCCAGCCGCCGGUGGAGCAGGCCGAGGCGCUGGACCGGCUGCGCGAGCUGCUGAUAUACGGCAACCGGCAGGAGGCCAUCGAGUGGGCGAUGCAGUGCGGGCUGUGGGGGCACGCGCUGCAGCUGGCGGCGCACGGGCCGCGGCGCGCGCGCGAGCUCGUGCUGGCGCGCUUCCUGCACGCGCAGCCGCGCGCCGACCCGCUGCACACGCUGUACGCCGCGCAGCAGGCCGCGCCCGCCGCCUCGUGCGUGGCGGGCGACUGGCGGCCGCACGCCGCCAUCGUGCUGGCCAACGCGGCCAGCUGCGGCGGCGGCGCGCGCGCGCUGGCGGCGCUGGGCGCGGCGCUGGCGGCGCGCGGCCGGCCCUACAGCGCGCAGUUCUGCCGCGUGGCGGCCGGCGCGCAGCCGCAGCCGCAUCCGCUGCAGCCGCUGCAGGCAGCUCCGGUGACGUCAAUACCGCAACUGUCGCUGCUGCUGGCGGACCACAACGCGCCGACGCUGAGCCAGUUCGCGACCAACGAGGCAAUCUUCGCGACCGAGAUCUACGAGUACGCGCUGUCGCUCCAUCAGGACUUCGUCAUCGAGUCAAUGCAUACGUACAAGCUGGUGCUGGCGAGCCGCCUGUGCGACGUGGGUGACUACGAGCGCGCGCUGGGCUACGUGGAGGCCGCGCGGGGCGCCGCCGAGCCCGCCGUGCGCCGCGCGCUCGCCGCCCUCGCCGACAGGCUGCAGCCCGCCGCCGCGCCGCCCGCCGCGCCGCCCGCGCCCGCGCAGCCGCCCUGGCUGCUCGACGUCUGCCGGCUCGCGGAUCAGCAGCCAUCGGCGGCGCCAUCUCCGCAGAGCACGCCGCAACAUCAGCUCUAUGAAAACCAACAGUACAACUCUAAUUGGGGAGAACAGAAUCAGUACCCCGCGCAGACAGCGCCGCCCUACGAGCCGGCCGCGGCGCCGCCGGAGGAGCCCCCGGAAUACGCGCAGUUCUACUACCAGCAGCAGCCGCCGCCGCCGCCCGAACUCGACAGCUCGCCGGCGGCCGCUGCGCCCGCGCACGAGGCGCAGCCCGCGCCGCCCGCCGACCCUGCGCCGCCGCAGUACUGGCAGCCGGAGCCCCACUACCACUACACUGAUCCGCCGGUAAGUACCGUGCGCCUGCGCAGGCCGCGCGCCGCCGCGGGGCCGCCGCCCAGCGAUGGGAACUUGCCGGCGAGGGAACAUCGGACACUAGCUACGGAAGGCUUGUCUGACUUGGACAUCCAACUGUCGCCCGGCGCGGCGCGCGGGGACCUGAUCCUGGGCACGGUGCAGCGCUGGGCCGCCCGCCCGCCGCCCCGCGCGCGCUACAGGCCUCUGGUCUUCGGCGGCACCUUCCCCAUAGACCGGCCCGAGGGGCUCCUCGAGCGGAGCGUGCAGCGGAGCGUGCGCCGGUUCGAAGAAGCGGUGUCGCGACGCGCCGCGCUCACCUAUCCGAUAGAUGCGCCGCGGACCUUUGAUAUAGAUGAGCCGGUGCCGCUGUAGCUAGUUAUUUCUGGCCAAAAAGUGUCUGACAAACUAAUUCGUCCGAUUAAGCGAAAAUGGAUCUAAAUAUACUAUAAUAAAGCACACACGCCUAAAUUUUGAAUGAGGAUGAUUACAUAGGUACAUACAUAAAUCAUGCCUCUUUUCCGGAGGGGUAGGCAGAGACCACAUCCUUGCCACGAUACCUGCACACUUCUUUCGCUUCAUCCACAUUCAUAACUCUCUUCACGCAAGCUCGUCGGUUUCGGGUACUCUUGACCAGAUCUUUUGCUAGAACAUCCCCAAGGUACAUUCAUCUAGGCCUUCCCACACCAACAGUCCCAUUCACACUUCCUUUGUAUAUUUGCUUAGUCAACCUGUUUUCAUUUAUCCUCUCGACAUGACCUAACUAUCUAAACAUUCCCUUUUCUAUUACUGUCACUAUAUCUUUCACAUCACAACAUUUCCUUAUCACGCUGUUUCUUAUUAUAUAUAGAGUAUAGAAUACUCCUAAGCGACCUCAUUUCCACCGCGUUUAUGGAGGAGAAUGAGUAAAUUUUAUAUUUUGGUAUUGUGUGCUUAAUUUCAGGAUAUUAAGAUGUAUUUUCGAAUGGCAUAUUAGGUACGUAUUAAAGUGAGGCCACUUAUAAAUUGAUUUUGCUCUCACUUAGAAUAUAGUUGCAUAAAGAAAAGCACAAAUGUUUUUAGAUUUAUCUCCUAAAUUUAUUCCAAGGCCUUAUUAAUAUAUGUACAUCUUUUCCACUUUCUCAUGGAUUACGAAUUGUUACUUGUACUCCCAUGGCUCGGUCCAAGUUUACAUAUAUAGCUAAAUAAUUAAGGCCUUGUAUUUAAACUAGACCAUGACAUAACCCGGCUAUAGAUACAAUAACUUGCACUUAAGUAAGUGAUGAAAAAAUAAUGAUAGUAAAUCUUAUUAAAUUCCUGAAUAAUAUGUACAUGUAUAAUUUUAUACACAGCAGGAUCCUACGUUAAAUUCUAAUACAUAAUAGGUACUUAAUUAGUCACCGCGGAUUACAAUGGAACCUAAUUUUAGAUCAUGGUUGCACAUUCAAUUGAUGUGCACGAUGUGCAGGUUUCCUCACGAUGUUUUCCCUCGCCGUCACCCAAUAAACAUUGCAGGAAAAAUCAAAGAAAUACUUAGAGUACAAAUAAAUAUUUACAUCAUAAUACAGAUGAAAGCAAUGUUGAUCUGUACUGUGUAUAAAAAUAUGUAUACUGCGUGUAAUAUAAAGUGAAAUAAAUAUUAAUAAACAUGUGUAAUGUAAACAAUUGUUACAUUGUUAUAUAUAUACAAACAUAAUAAUCAUGUCUUUAUCUCAUGCUGGGUAGACAGAGCCAACAGUCUUUAAAAACUGAUAGGCCACGUUUCAUCUGUUUUGCUUAUUGAUAGAAUUGAGAUUCAAUAGGUUGCCAGUCCAUCGCCUAAAAGUAGAAUCCUAAGUUUUUAAGCCUAUCCCUUAGUCGCCUUUUACGACUUCCAUGGGAACGAGAUGGAGCGGUCCUAUUCUUUUUUUUAUUGGUGCCGGGAAUCACACGACACACGUGUUUAUAAUAUUCAUUUCUCCUUUAAGUAGAAAAAUUAUGUAGAAUUGUAGUGAUAUGGUUAUUACUCCUGAGAUUAUUCAUAAUGAAUUAUGUUUACCAUAGAUUUAUUUUACCGUAUAUGUAUUAAAUUGGUGCGUUUAGUAUGUGAUAUCUCAGUAUUUUGAGUUUAUUGGAAGUCAUGAAUAUAUUUCAAGCCCUCUUGUUUUAUUAUUGAUAUUAAUGAAGAUAUAAUAAUUUGAUGGAAAUUGUUUAUUGUUAUGAAUUAAAUAUUAAAUACUAAUUAAUGUUCUUUCUUUGUAACAAGCACCUUAUUAUAAACAUAUUUAUUGAAAGAAGAAAUAUAUUAACGUGAAGGUUUAGUUUUUCAAAUGUUCAAUUAAAAUAAUAUUUUUGUACAAUUUGUUAUAAUCACACAAGUAUGUAAAAUUAUAUCAUUGAUCCCCCUAUGUCGGACAGCUGAGCAGGCUCAUGGUAAAUAUAUCUUUUAAUUAUCUUGUUCACUGAAGCACUACUUCGCCCAUGAGCUAAAUAAUCAUUAAGAAAAUUAUGUUUAUUUGAUAUUAAACACGUAUUCCACAUGACUAAAUUCAAAUCAAAUAGUAUGAAGCAAAUCCUGUUAUUGGCUUUUUCACUGGUCGAUACAAUGCAGGGAUUGAACGAUUUAGACAUUUAUUUUUUUAAUUAAUAUUUAUUUUCUUUAGAGGUGCAGU
Molecule: messenger RNA, 8060 nt
Organism: Amyelois transitella
Lineage: Eukaryota; Metazoa; Arthropoda; Insecta; Lepidoptera; Pyralidae
Gene: Sec16
Exons: 22
Coding region: 331-5805 (1824 amino acids)
Biological process (GO): Golgi organization; COPII vesicle coat assembly; autophagy
Cellular component (GO): ER to Golgi transport vesicle membrane; endoplasmic reticulum exit site
Source: RefSeq, a predicted model, not a curated record